Messenger RNA from Salvelinus namaycush (lake trout), 2381 nucleotides. RefSeq names its product NEDD8. The record is from RefSeq and is a predicted model, not a curated record. Lineage: Eukaryota; Metazoa; Chordata; Actinopteri; Salmoniformes; Salmonidae. The coding region runs from base 188 to 469 and encodes 93 amino acids. Gene Ontology annotation, cellular component: cytoplasm; nucleus. Gene Ontology annotation, biological process: protein neddylation; modification-dependent protein catabolic process; regulation of proteolysis. Gene Ontology annotation, molecular function: ubiquitin protein ligase binding; protein tag activity. The transcript has 3 exons.
CGUCAGACACGUACAGUAUAUGCAGCCACACAAGCAAUUUGGAUAGUUUAGGUUUUAAUUCAGCUGCUCAGUGCACACAGUCAGUAGCUAGCUAGCUACAUGGGUCCAUAAAAUAAGAAUCGAAUAAUUUAGAUAGAUCAUAAGUAACUAACUGACGCGUGCUGGUUAUGAAGGCAUCCUCUUUAACAUGACUAACUAUUUUAUCAAUGUCUGUCAGACACUCACUGGGAAAGAAAUUGAGAUUGACAUAGAGCCCACAGACAAGGUGGAGAGGAUUAAAGAGCGAGUGGAGGAGAAAGAGGGGAUUCCGCCUCAGCAGCAGAGGUUGAUCUACAGUGGGAAACAAAUGAACGAUGAGAAGACAGCAGCAGACUACAAGAUCCAGGGAGGCUCCGUACUACACCUGGUCCUUGCGCUAAGAGGAGGGGAGGUCCUCCACUGUCCCACGAGCCUCCUGCUUGCCUUGUAACCACCACACCCGCCUUGGCCCCAGUAGAUGUUGCCCUUAGGCACAGAUCUAGGAUCAGCUUAAACAUCCUCAAAUCCAAACCAUAACCAUUAUGGGCUACAAUUGCUGAACUGACCAUAGAUCAGUGCUUAUGGGCAACUUCAGCCCUCUCUCAACCCUAGACCUUCUUGGAGACAUAUUACCCUGUUACAAUCACUCAUGUGUCAUUAAUAUUAAAAUAUGAGGGCCCUGCUUCAUAUCUGUAAAGAGAAGGUUUUGUCCUUUGGGCUUAUCACCAUGUCAGCACUCGCUCCUGUCCCUCCCUCUUUCGUGUGCAUCAAACUGAUGAUGACAAAAAUCAUUUGCAGCAGAAAAGUAUACAAAAAUUGCUUAAUUUAUUUUAACUAUCGGUCUAUUAGGCACCCAAUGGUGCCAGGAGGAUUAAGUAUGGGGGUCACAAUCAUAUUGCUUAGAACAAAAACGUAGUGAGACUUCACAUCAUGUAUUGCAUGGCUUUUAGCACAUCCAUCUACAUCAACACAUAGAUAGGCAUAGCCAUAGCCUGGUUAAAUUUGUUGUUAUUGCGCUCACCAUUGUUUCACUUGGUGAGCGCAACGUUCAGUGUGGUUUAACCAGGCUAGCAUAGACAAGAAGGUGGGCAAUGAUUUACUGAGGUGUGUUUUGCAAUAUAUAAAAAUAGAAUCUACCUAUUUUAUUUCUAUGUUGCAGUACUACACACACCAAGGCUUCUACUGUAUAUUCCUGAACCACCAUUGAAGGCCUGCAGUCCUCUGUUUGGUCUGUGUCAAGGGAGGCAAUUACUUGGUGUUAUUAAAUAGUGCAUCAGUUUAGAUGAGGCAGUGAUUGAGUAGCCUGGUUCUAUCUGUAGUCUCUGUGCUUUAGCCAUUCAUUGUACGCUACCACAGUGAUAGUCAGGGUUGCAUAUACAGAUCUAAGACCAGGCUAAUAUUGACCAAGCAGAACAGAAGGUCUGAUACUACAACGUAAGCAGAACAGUAGGUCUGAUACUACAAUGUUGUUACAACAAUUUCUCAUUGGUAACGCAUAAUAGUUGAAAAGAUGAAUAUUCUACUGAAAGAAAUAGCAAAAUGGGGAUAUUUAAGUGCUAUACCUGUGGUAUUCUUCGUCAGUAAUACACAAAUGAUACACAUUGGGUUUAACAUUGGGUUACCAUGAAUGUAUACAAAGCCGUCAACCCUGUGCACAUGCAUCGCAAUGUCCUUCUGUUGUAAGAGUAAAGCCAUAUUGUUUCUGAGGUGACCGAGCUGAUGGUAAUGGAUUAAUAAUGCACAGUUAUGUCGAUAAAGAGGAUACAUUACCCACUUUAAAAAACGUUUUUUUUUUCCUGUGGUAAGUUUCCAUACAGUACGUACAGUAGAAUAUAUAGUUAAUGUGACAUCUAGUGAUAUAUAGGCACAAAACACAUCCAUAUCACACAACUUUCAAAGAUACCCUGUCUGAGCUACAGUAUAUGUUGAAGUUCCAGGCAGACUACAUUGCAGACGCAUGCCAGAUCUCACAACGCCUGGGUAUGUGUUUAACACAUCAGCUAACCACAUGAUAUAAUAUAGCAAUCUGAUGCCUGACUGCCCAGUUGAUGACGUGACACAUAACCAUUGAUUGAUGCAAUGCAACAUCAGCAAUGCAGUCGCCCUGGAACUCGACCUUUGACCCUGAACCCUGUGAUUAUUAAACCUUCACAAGGAUAAUAGACACCGACCCAUACCAUGACUUUUGACUUGUGCUAGCACUGCAGAGGGCAAACUGUCUCUAUACAAACUGGUUGACUUAUCAUAAACUGCAUGUAUAGAUGUAUAUUGGUUUCAAUGACUUAAUACUGUAAAGUAUGUGUCUAAGGUCCAAAUCUGUAUUAUUAUUGUACAUUAUUAAUACAACUGCAUCCAUUACAUUA